GGGCCCGAGGAAACGCGCGGCGGGAAGAAAGGCCACGCCACGCCACGCAACCGUCGUCGCGCUCCAUCGCCUCCUCCUUCCCCUUCUCCCUCGCCGAGAAAUUUCGUGAUCCACCGGCCGGCGAGAUCCUCUCCAAGCUGCCGCGGUCGUCGCCGCCGGUGGCGAUGGGCGGCGACCACUACCAGACGCUGGGGCUGCGGCAGGACGCCACCAAGGCCGAGGUGAAGGCCGCCUUCCGCCGCCGCGCGCUCCGCGACCACCCGGACCGCCACGCCCACUCCCCCGACGCGGCCGCGCGCGCCGACGCCGCGCGCCGCUUCCGCCUCGCCUCCGACGCCUACAGGGUCCUCUCCGACGACCGACUCCGCGCCGAGUACGACCUCCGCAUCCGCUCGUCCUCCUUCUACAGCCGCGCCUCCUCCUCCGCCUCCGCCUCCGCCUCGGCCUCGGCCUCCUCCUCGUCGGCCUCGUAUGACUACGGCUACGGCUACGGCCACAGACGCGGAGGUGGUACCUGGCGCCGGCCGCCUCCGGGCGGAGGGGGCGCCGCCUCGGCCGGAUUCGAUUGGGACUUGCUGCUGAAGUCGGUCACGCGGCGAGGGUUCCUCAUCAAUCUGGGUUUCGCCAGUGUACUGCUGACUGGAGCAGCUUUUCUUGAUGGAAGUAUUUUAGAAAUCUGGAAGAUGAAUAAUUCUGGGAAAUCAUUUGAGGAUGCGAUGGAAUCAAUUGAGAAGGUCAAAAUACAGAAGGGAAAUAGGUAGAAGUUAUAUCGACUUUCCGUAUAUAUAUACAUAUAUGUAGAAAACCAAUGUGCAUAUACUGUUGUUCAGGUGGUGAUAUGUUGUAAUGCGUGUGUUCUGAAUAAUUUAUUUCUCGCGAAGUCAUGAUUGAUCCUUGUAAUCUCAUUGAUCAGUAUUCUCUGCUAGAGAAAAAUGAGUAUCUCAUGUUGGAGUACUCAUUUAAGUUGUAGCCCCGUAUAUGCUUAUGUUCUUCAAAUGCAAAAGAGUGCCGGUUACAGGACUUGGCGACUUGCAGUGUGUACGUCAAAGAGGCUCAAACCAUGGGUGACUGAAAUAUGUUGCGGACUUCAUAAGUUUUCAA
Molecule: messenger RNA, 1101 nt
Organism: Oryza sativa Japonica Group (Japanese rice)
Lineage: Eukaryota; Viridiplantae; Streptophyta; Magnoliopsida; Poales; Poaceae
Product: chaperone protein dnaJ 72
Source: RefSeq, a predicted model, not a curated record